This is a messenger RNA of Adineta ricciae, 2187 nucleotides long. Lineage: Eukaryota; Metazoa; Rotifera; Eurotatoria; Adinetida; Adinetidae. The record is from the annotation of a GenBank genome assembly.
AUGAUGUCAGAAGACACGAAUAAAUCGUUCAGCCUUGACGAUGGUGCUGAAACUAAUGACUUAGAUGUCAAUCAUAAUGCUGCUGAUGCCAUACAAAGUCAGGAUAAUCAAUGGCUUGAUGAUCUGCGUGUUGCACUCGAGCGCGGAUGUGAUUUGGGCGCGAUUCGCAAUAUUGGUAAAUGUCGGGCACUGACAGACGACCUCAGAUUACGUGUUUGGAAAAUUUGUCUUAAUAUCGAUGAAAAUGCAACCGAAACGGAUUUCAAUGAUAGUAAUACUCUUGAUUUGCCACAACAAAAUGUGAUACGUGAUGAUAUUGCACGUGUACUGCAAGCAUUGCAAUUGCAUCAGGAUUCGUCUACUACGAAAAUGAAUGAUAUUGAAGCAGUGAUUACUCAUUAUUGUAAAAAGCACAAUGAAACUUAUGAGAAAGGAAAUGGAUGGAUUGAGAUUUUCAAACCUUUAAUAACCUUAAAUUAUCAGGAUCGAUCGGAACUCUAUGCAUUAUUCUCAAGCAUUCGUAAUCGUUAUAUUCCUCGAGAUUGUGAAGCCGAUGGAAUGCCUUAUCAUCUAUUUCGAUUAUUGUUACUCUACCAUGAUCCGGAAUUGUGUAGUUUUUUCGAUACAAGAAAGAUCACGUCAGAUUUAUAUGCACAUAUUUGGAUUCGAAGUUUAUAUGCAGGAUCAUGUCCGUUGAACAUUACUUUACCACUAUGGGAUGGAUACUUUCAACAAGCUGAUCAGUUUUUUGCAUUUUUUCUUGCUCUAGUUUUACUGAUGUUUGCGAAAGAACAUUUAUUGGAAAUGGCCAACAAAGAAAAACACGAAAUUAUCGAUUUCUUAUCGAAAGCACCAGCGAAUCUAACUGUUGCUGAUCUAGAUGACUUUUGCUCAUUAGCGAAUCAUUAUGCUACCAAUACACCUCAAUCGUUUCGAAAAGAAUUUUACUCAUGUUUAUUUAAUGAAAUCGAUCGAUCAUUUUCUCAAACAGCCUAUUCAAUUUAUCAAGCAUUAUGUUUACCUGUUUCUGUCAAAGAAUUACUACAGGCAAAUCAACUCGGCGGAGCAGCAGGUGUCAGAUAUUUUAUUGUUGAUUGUCGACCAGCUGAUCAGUACAAUGCCAAACAUCUUUGUACAGCAUUUCAUCUAGAUGCUAAUCUCUUAUUGGAAGAUCCAAAAGAAUUCGCUGUUACUGCUGAUGCACUUUUCGCAACACAGCAGAAUGCCAUCGAUGCUGGUUCGACAGCAGGUGGUGAACAUCUUUGUUUUAUGGGUUCAGGCAACAAUGACGAAGAUAAAUAUCUCCGUAUGGUUGUUGCUUAUUUUCUUCAACGAAACACAAAAUAUGUUAGCAUAGCUUCCGGUGGUUAUAAAAUUCUUGCAAAUACAAUCGAAGAUCCGUCUAUGUUAACUCAAUCAAAUCAACGAACAGCGCGAGACCCUUCGUCGAUUGGGACAACGCUCAAGUAUAAUAUUGCAGAAAAAUUGCCGGCGAUUAAUACACAAACUGCUUCGAUAUUUAACAUGAUUUCCAGUGCAGUAAAAACGAAAUCUCUCGAAGUGAAAGACAAAGUUAAAGAUUAUAUCACUCACACAUCUCAUCCCGACUCAAUCCAUUCCCAAUCUCGGCAUGUGAGCAAACAAGAUCGAACCGACAAACUCUAUCGACAAAACCAAACAUCGGUUUUUUCACUUGAUGGCGACGAUGAUGACGAUAAUCAAGCAUUGUCUCAACAACGAGAAUCGGAACUUGUCGAUAUUGAAGCAUGGUUUCAACGAAGUGAACUCAUCUAUAAAUACGAAUGUGAACAUUUCGAUGAAAAUGAUAAAACCCAUCCAAGUUUUCUUUUAGCAUCGGCAACACAUUUAUAUAUCCUACGAAAACUUCCUGAACAUAAAACAAUGGCGAACCUUGUUUCACGUCGAUUAUUAACCACUAUAACUAAAAUCACGAGUAAAAAGAAUGUUCCGGAAAUUAUCACAUUCCGCUAUGCAACUAGUCAAGAAGAAGAUGAAGAGCAAGAAAAGGCAAUACGAUUCAACCAGAAAAGCACGAAUUCGAAAAUUCCAGUCGAUUGUGAUAAAGUAUUUGUUCCCGAUGCCGGCGAUGCAACGAAAAAUAUCAAAGUUUUAAUCAUGAAAGCAUUAAACAUGUAUGAAAACUCGAAUGAACCUCGAAAGAAUUAA